UCUGCGAGAUCUGGUUUUCAGCAGCAUUGCGGCAGACAGUGUGCAGUGUUGUGGAAUGGCCAUGGGCUCAUGUCGGUAAAGAGUGCUUUUGUCCUUUUCGCCAGCCACGAAAUGGAGUUCUUGGCUCCCCUCUGUAUCUGGUUGUCUUCCGUGUCUUGGCUCGUGUUGGUACUCGUAGGCUGGUUGGAGGGCAAUUCGGGUAAGUCUCCAUUGCCUUGUAGCGAUCUUUCACAAACACAUGGUUCAGAUAAAGAUUUUUCUCUUGAAAACUAGAUGUCAUUUGAAUAUUACAAUUUCCCUUAGUCAUACGUGUUAGUACUUAAGGUACUGCCAUGUAUCACAAUAACAUACAUGCUGUCACCUGCACACAGCCGUGGAGGACAGCUGGGAUGCUAACGCGGCCAUGGUGGUGAGAGACGUUCUACUGGCGUCAUCAGAAAGCGACUCGUGUCUCGUCAUUAUUGCAGAAAACAGCUUGUUGGUGAGGCUUUGCAAAAAAAAAAAGUCUGUCUUUCAUGAGUAAGAUAACAUUAAAUGAAUUUCAGUGAAUACUCUCUUGAUGAAAUAAAAAGUAUUAUUCGAGUCUGAAAUGGAAACAUUCAUCGGGGCCUCGCGAAGCGUGGCGGUGUUUGAAGCGGCCACGAAUGGGUCGCGGCUCUCCCAGAUGGUCACUCGUGCCCGCCAGGUGCGGGUGGCGUCGUGGAUGGUCGUGGUGGCGGUGGUGAGUGAUGACCCAGUCUUCCUGGCCGCCUUCGCCCAACAGGCCCGUGAGGGCCGCCUGCUGGUGUGGGCCACGAGGCUCAUUGUGGUGAGCCGCCGCGCACCGCUCCGCCUCCACCCGCUCCACCAGACUCUCGCCCUUACCAACUCCCUCCUGCUGCUGGUGGAUGGCGCGGCGAGGGUGAGCAGGUGUGUGGGUGUGUCUGUUGUAUACAGACGAGCCUCUCAUGAUCAGCAUGUGACUUUGGUUCCCUGUAUGCUUGUGAUCAUUGUCAAACGGUCACGGCCAAACAGGGCACCGCUGUUCCAGGGCCACUGGAUGGAUGGUGCUGCCAUACCAACGGCCUGGCGUCGCCCCACUGCUGGUUGCCUCCUGGCCGGCAUGGGGCAACCUUUCAUUGUAUCGGCCGCUCUUCUGGGACAAAUAUAGCAAGUUAGAGGCAGUAUUAUACUAUACCCAUGUACAGGAGAAAGUGUGUGUGUGUGUGUGUGUGUGUGUGUGUGUGUGUGUGUGUGUGUGUGUGUGUGUGUGUGUGUGUGUGUGUGUGUGUGUGUUUGUAUGU
Messenger RNA from Scylla paramamosain (green mud crab), 1283 nucleotides. RefSeq lists its product as uncharacterized. The transcript is spliced from 2 exons. NCBI's taxonomy places the organism in Eukaryota, Metazoa, Arthropoda, Malacostraca, Decapoda, Portunidae. The record is from RefSeq and is a predicted model, not a curated record. Bases 590 to 1150 code for a protein of 186 amino acids.